CGACUUCACUUCAUUCCUACUCUUUCCUCAGUCUCUCCUCCUUAAAUUGGAUUCCUUUCGUUCUCAAUCGGGAAAGUCAUCUCCUUUAGGGUUCUCCCAAGUCAAAAAAGGAUAUUUUCUCGUCACUGUUCCAAAGAUCUUUCCUUUUGUUUUUAGUAUAUGUAAUAAUCAAAGCUUGCUCAUUCCCGUGAUCCCCAUUGAGCAACUUGCCCUCGCCUUUGAUUUCGCUAGAACAUUUCUUAACAAUGUGCAAAAGCUUAGUACUUUGAUUUAAGUUCUCUAGGGUUUCUUGGUUUGUGAUUCUCGACAAAAAGUCGGAGACUUUAGGUUCAAUGUCGGCUCCACCGCGAGUGGAUUCCGCUGGUAGCAAGCUUCAGCAGAAACAGCCCGUGAAGAAGCAUCUGUCUGAUAACGCGAAAAGCCUAACCUUUACGGCGAAGAGGAUGCCUCUAAGCCCUUCGAUUCUGAGGCGAAACGGUGUCUCCAUGAACGCAUCUUAUUCCUCGGAGGCGUCGUCUUCGUGCGAGUCGUCGCCGUUGAGUAUUGCGUCUUCUUCGAGCGGGAAGAGGGCUCUGCGGCGUAGCGGGUCGAACUCUCUGAGAGGGAACCUGACGGAGGAGAGAGGUGAUUGCUUCUCUGAUGGUCGUAGAAGAUGCGCUUGGAUCACUCCCAAAUCUGACCAAUGUUACAUUGCAUUCCACGAUGAAGAGUGGGGAGUUCCUGUCCAUGAUGACAAGAAACUUUUCGAGUUGUUAAGCCUCUCUGGUGCUCUUGCUGAGCUAUCCUGGAAAGACAUCCUUUCCAAAAGACAAUCAUUCAGGGAAGUGUUCAUGGACUUUGAUCCAGCUGCAAUAUCUGAACUAACUAACAAAAAGAUAACAUCUCCUGACUCAUUACUAUCAGAGCAAAAGCUACGGUCCAUCCUCGAGAACGCAAACCAAGUUCGCAAGAUAAUAGUUGAGUUUGGAUCGUUUGACAAGUACAUUUGGAACUUCGUUAACCAUAAGCCUACUCAGAGUCGGUCCCGGUACCAACGCCAAGUCCCUGCGAAGACUUCCAAAGCCGAGCUGAUAAGCAAAGACCUUGUUCGCAGAGGCUUUAGAAGUGUUAGUCCAACGGUUAUCUACUCGUUCAUGCAAACAGCUGGUCUCACUAACGACCAUCUCACUAGCUGCUUCAGACACCACGAGUGCAUGUCCAAGGACGAAGCCGUUAGCUAAAGGAAACCCAAAGGCUGUCCAAGAGAGAUAGUUGUUUAACAAUGUGCUGCUUAGUUUGUUGGUUAUGUGUUUGCAUUUGUACAGAUGUUUUUGUUGUCAAACUAGGAGUAUAGUUUCUUGAUUAUGUGAGAUUGCUUUGAAAACGAUUACUACAUGUUACAUAUAAUAUAUUCUACUCUCUUUGUCUCA
Molecule: messenger RNA, 1409 nt
Organism: Brassica oleracea var. oleracea
Lineage: Eukaryota; Viridiplantae; Streptophyta; Magnoliopsida; Brassicales; Brassicaceae
Product: DNA-3-methyladenine glycosylase 1-like
Exons: 5
Coding region: 333-1220 (295 amino acids)
Biological process (GO): base-excision repair
Molecular function (GO): DNA-3-methyladenine glycosylase activity
Source: RefSeq, a predicted model, not a curated record